Messenger RNA from Fomitopsis serialis, 1206 nucleotides. RefSeq lists its product as uncharacterized. Bases 1 to 1206 code for a protein of 401 amino acids. The transcript has 5 exons. NCBI's taxonomy places the organism in Eukaryota, Fungi, Basidiomycota, Agaricomycetes, Polyporales, Fomitopsidaceae. The record is from RefSeq and is a predicted model, not a curated record.
AUGGCUGCUAGACGGGAAGGACUGAAGAUCCAUGUCGGGGGCAAGGCUGCCUUGGGUCUGUUUGCCCUGAGUCUCAUUGGAUUCGUCGCAGAGUCACAGCUGACGCAGCUAUAUACUCCACUCCUCGUUCAUGAUCAUGCUCCACUGCAUCUCGCGUUCCUUGCCACCGCAGCACGACAGUCUCCUCGGGAGCUAUGCGUCCGACUGAUUACCGCGUUACAACAGCAUUUGUCGCCUCCGGGUGUCAGAACUACCCACUUCCCGAGGAGAAGGCUCGCUUGGCUCCUCGCACUCCUUACCAUCGGUGCGACUCUGCCCGGGUUGCUCUGGUUCAUCGCUGUGUCAUUAGCACCGGUGACGGAUAUAACCGCAUUAUGGAACACGAACGCAUUCUUCGCGUACCUUCUCUCGGUCCGCGUAUUCAAGCUCAAAUGGGAGCCUGUCCGUCUAGCCGCAGUUAUUCUUGCGACCCUUGGUGCCACAGUAGUUGUCUACGGCGGCAGCAGCAGUAGCGCAGACGCACCUGAAGCAGUUCACCAUACCGGAGCGAACAACCACGCUCCCUUGGCAGGCGAUCUGUUGUCCCUCCUCGCAUCUGUCCUGUACGGCGUGUACCAAGUCUUCUACAAACUAUACGCUGCGCUUCCGUCAGACCCCGAGGAGCUGCUCGACACCGAGCCUCCCGCCGGCGCAUACGCGCGCAUCCCGUCUGAGAAUGAAAUGGAGGAAGACAUCGUAGCCGCUGAGCCUGCGCCCAGCACAGUCCUUCCCUUCGGGCUGUACCCGAACAUGCUCACCUCCGCCAUCGGGGUAUGCACCUUCUUCGUGCUCUGGAUCCCCAUUCCCAUCCUACAGCUUCUCGGCGUCACCCGCUUCGCGCUGCCCACAUCACCUGCGCAGAUCCUCUCCAUCGUCGGCAUCUGCAUCAGCGGGGUCAUGUUCAACGCCGGUUUCAUGAUUCUCCUCGGCAUCUGGGGCCCCAUCGUGACGUCCGUAGGGAGUCUCCUGACCAUCGUCAUGAUGUUCGUGUCCGAUGUCAUUUUUGGAGGCGCGGCGGGCACGGUCACAGCAUGGAGUCUGCUAGGGUCUGGGGCCAUCAUUGUCGCUUUCGGUGUGCUGGCUUACGAUAUGAUGAAGCGGAAGCAUCCUCCCGGUUACAAGCAGAUGGGGAUCGAAAGGAAAUGCUACGGGAAAGGGUUGACAUGA